CAAUUUGCUGCUGAUGGAAAGGUGCCCUUGGCAAGAUCAAAGCCUUCUCUUCCCCUCUAGGCUCCGCCCCCUCUCGCUUGAGCCACGCCUCCCUCGAUCUUGCGGAGAACACCUUACCAGAGGAGGAGGAUGGGCGGGGCAGGCGCCUCUCGCCCAGGCGAGACUUUGGCUCUUGCCAUUGGCUACUUUUAGCCCCAACCCACCAGCUCGUCCAAUCGCAAGCCUCGAGAUUCUACUCCGCAUUUUUCCCAGCCCGCUGAGAGCGAACCUCCUUUUUUUUUUUCCUCUCUCUCUCUCCUUUGUAAUACUUUUGGCCUUUGCCGGCUGCCGUCCGGACCAAAGCGCGAAUCCUCUCCGGCCGGGGAAAGAAACGAGGGAGCGCGCGGGUUGGCGCUCAGGAAGAACGAAGCUGCACCGGGAAGUGGGGGAGGGGGCCCGGCGGCUCCCUUCCUCCUCAGCCGCGAUGUCCGUCCUCAGCUGGAAGCCGUUCGUCUACGGGGGAUUGGCCUCGCUGGUGGCCGAAUUCGGGACCUUCCCUGUGGAUCUCACCAAAACACGACUUCAAGUCCAAGGUCAAAGCAUUGAUUCCCGUUUCCGAGAGAUCAAAUAUCGGGGCAUGUUCCAUGCCUUGUUCCGCAUCUCCAGAGAAGAAGGCAUUCUAGCAUUGUAUUCUGGCAUUGCACCGGCAUUAUUAAGACAAGCAUCUUACGGCACUAUAAAGAUUGGUAUAUACCAGAGUUUGAAACGACUUUUUGUGCACCGUUUAGAAGAUGAGACGUUAUUGAUCAAUGUCAUCUGUGGAGUGAUAUCGGGGGUGAUUUCGUCCGCUCUGGCUAAUCCAACAGAUGUCCUAAAGAUUCGAAUGCAAGCUCAGGGCAGCCUGUUCCAGGGCGGCAUGAUAGGAAGCUUCAUAGACAUCUACCAGCAAGAAGGCACGAGGGGCCUCUGGAGGGGUGUGGUUCCCACGGCUCAGCGAGCUGCCAUUGUGGUAGGAGUUGAGUUACCAGUCUAUGACAUCACCAAGAAACAUUUAAUACUUUCGGGAGUCAUGGGAGACACAAUUCUGACACAUUUUAUUUCCAGUUUUACGUGUGGACUGGCUGGUGCCGUAGCUUCCAAUCCAGUGGAUGUGGUUCGAACCCGCAUGAUGAAUCAGCGGGCCAUAGUGGGAACUGUGGAGCUGUAUAGGGGAACAAUGGACGGCCUGUUAAAGACUUGGAAAAGUGAGGGUUUCUUUGCACUUUACAAAGGUUUCUGGCCAAAUUGGUUGAGACUUGGUCCCUGGAAUAUCAUUUUUUUUAUCACCUACGAGCAGCUGAAGAGACUCCCUUUUUAAGGUGCCUGGUCAUCCAGCUACCUUUCCGUUCCUCUCCAUUCCUGCAUCUUCAUGUGGUUUUUUUUGUUUUGUCUACAUGGACUUUUGUUUUACCCUCCCAUGUGCUGAGUGCUCAGUAUUGGGAGGGUGGCUUAAGGGGGAAGGGGAGGAUGGGUCCACAAAUACAGUAUUCAGAGCCUGGUGCACGUGCUUUCCCACUCCCACGGGGGACGGUGGAACAUGGAGGGAGAGCACUUAGGUCUGUGUUUGUAUCUUCCAUGAAGAGAGCUGCAAGUUAAAAAUCCUUUUCACUGCCAUGUGGCUUUUGCAGUAGGCAAUUCUGCAAAAGGGGGCUGCUGCAGGUCUCCUUUCAUUGUCAUAUAAACCCCAUUAAACUAUUUAUUGGAAUCCAA
Messenger RNA from Pantherophis guttatus, 1728 nucleotides. It is a transcript of the gene SLC25A14, whose product is annotated as solute carrier family 25 member 14. Lineage: Eukaryota; Metazoa; Chordata; Lepidosauria; Squamata; Colubridae. The record is from RefSeq and is a predicted model, not a curated record. Gene Ontology annotation, biological process: transmembrane transport.